Penicillium lagena is the source of this 1065-nucleotide messenger RNA. RefSeq names its product Gfo/Idh/MocA family protein. NCBI's taxonomy places the organism in Eukaryota, Fungi, Ascomycota, Eurotiomycetes, Eurotiales, Aspergillaceae. The record is from RefSeq and is a predicted model, not a curated record. Gene Ontology annotation, molecular function: nucleotide binding. Bases 1 to 1065 code for a protein of 354 amino acids. The transcript has 3 exons.
AUGUCGUGUGGACUGCUACGACCUACUCUUCGAUGGGGCAUCAUUGGGACCGGCCUCAUAUCGUCCUGGUUUGUGAGCGACAUGGUUGUCCCACGGGCAGACGCGACUGCAACGCAUAUUAUCCAAGCGAUAGGUUCAUCGGAGAAGGAGAAGGGUAGAGCAUUUGUCCAAAAAUAUGGGGGCGAUGCUACUCCAUCGGUUUACGGCAGCUAUGAUGCGGUCUACGCAGACCCGGAAGUUGAUAUUGUCUACAUCGGGAUCCCGCACGCCUUCCACAAAAAUGCAUGCCUGAAGGCGAUCAGCCAUGGAAAACAUGUCCUCUGCGAGAAGCCCUUUACCUUGAACACACAGGAGGCGCAGGAAGUCUUCGAUGCAGCCAAAGACAAAGGUUUAUUUGUGAUGGAAGCGAUGUGGACCCGAUUUAUGCCACUGACAGUGCAACUCCUACAAUUGAUCCAUCGAGAAAAGGUGAUCGGAGAUGUGCAUCGGGUCUUCUGUGACUUUGGUUUGGUCAUGGACCUGGACAGCUUACCUGCUACCUCACGUCUGAAAGAUCCAGCCUUGGGCGCGGGGAGUCUGCUCGACAUCGGAGUGUAUUCCCUGACCUGGGGAUUGUUAGGACUGGACGAGGGUAUUGCCGACACGGCAUUGACUCCGCAGGUCUUUGCGGUGCAGAGUAUCAGUCAUGGCAUUGAUAUCGCGACCUCGAUUGUGCUGCAUUACCCGCAGAACGGUCGUCAGGGCAUUCUCACAUCGACCAUGAAGGCUAAGUCGGACCUGGUAUUUGCCCGGAUUGAGGGAUCGCAAGGCACCAUUCUCAUUGAGGGGGUCGCCACGUCUGUGCCGCACCGGUUUAUGGUCAUUCCCAGUAAUGCCACCGCAGAGCGCCAGGUUUAUGAUGCUCCCCCAAAGGUGGGCAAAGGAUUUUUCUACGAAGCCGACGCGGUGGCGCAUGAUAUUGCCGCUGGACGGGUCGAGAACGCGACCAUGCCGUGGAAUGAGACGCUCCGGGUGCUGGCGCUGAUGGACGGCAUCCGGAUGCAGGGUGUUGCUCGUGAUGCAUAA